AUGGUUAGGCAGUCGCCCCGUGAUCGUUCCCCUCGGCGCUCCGUAUCCGUGCGAUCAGAAUCAAGGUACAAAAGGGCCUCCCGAAGCCCCCGAUUGGAGAGCGACGCUGGCCGCCGAAAUGGACGUCAAUCAGUCAGCCGCUCCAGGUCUCGAUCACGAUCCGUCAGUCGGAGUCGCGGCCGGAGUCGAAGUUGGACUCGCAGCCCAACACCCAGGUCUUAUAGGGGUAGGAGCUAUAGUCGAAGUCAAAGUCCCCCUACAUAUAGCCAAAGAAGUUCCAAGAUUGUGGUUGAGAAAUUGACCAAGAAUGUUACUGAAUCGCACCUGUUUGAGAUAUUUGGGAGCUUUGGGGACAUACAGAGCCUUGAUCUUCCGCUAAAUACAACCUUUAUGACGAACAGAGGUACGGCAUAUAUACUCUAUCACGACCCUGCAGAUGCUGAAGCGGCAAUCGCGCACAUGCAUGAAGCCCAGCUUGAUGGGGCAGUAUUGAAUGUGUCUAUCGUACUCCCGAAAAGAGCGUUCUCCCGCUCGCCCCCACCAGUUUCGGAUACAAGAGGGAACUAUGGGCGCCAAAGGAAUCCCCGCGGACAUCCCGCGGACACUCGUUCGUCCCGCCAUUCGCCGUACUCACAACGAAGCCCGUCUCCUCCAAGGAGAUAUGGCCGUUCUCGGCCCAUGGAAAGGCAUGACGUAUAUCGGCCCCGAUCACUCUCGCGCUCCCGAUCUCGGUCGCUGUCUUCACGAUCUCCCUCAGCAACUCCGCCCAGGAGAAGGGGCCGCCCGCACGAUGAUAACGGCCGGCGGGGUAGGCGCCGUAGUCCUAGCUAUAGCAGCUACGAUUACAGCAGUCGCAGUAGAAGCCGAGGCUACAGCCGUGAUAGGGGCCGCAAUCAACGUGGCCCCCCAAGGAGGUAG
Molecule: messenger RNA, 918 nt
Organism: Aspergillus calidoustus
Lineage: Eukaryota; Fungi; Ascomycota; Eurotiomycetes; Eurotiales; Aspergillaceae
Source: the annotation of a GenBank genome assembly